Molecule: messenger RNA, 849 nt
Organism: Didymosphaeria variabile
Lineage: Eukaryota; Fungi; Ascomycota; Dothideomycetes; Pleosporales; Didymosphaeriaceae
Exons: 2
Coding region: 1-849 (282 amino acids)
Molecular function (GO): FMN binding
Source: RefSeq, a predicted model, not a curated record
AUGGAAAGUGUUGUCAUUUAUGACUCCAUGUUCGCAUAUAAGAAUCGCCCCAGCAGCGCACCAUCUCAACUGACCACACAGUAUUCCCAGCCAUUCACCCUCCUUCAUUACCCUUACAUCAUCCAGUAUCCUCUGCAACCUAUCGAAAUGCCACACACACCUAUCUCCCCAGCUAUCCUCUACUUUGGCACCCCCGUUGCCAUCCUCUCCUCUGAAAACGAAGACGGCACAUCCAACCUCGCGCCUAUGUCUUCCGUCUGGUGGCUUGGCCACCGAUGCAUGCUCGGUCUGGAUGCAAGCAGCAAGACGCCGCAGAAUAUUCUCCGCACGAAAGAAUGCGUGAUCAACCUGCCUUCUUCCGACAUGGUGGACCACGUGAACGCGCUCGCUCUGACGACGGGCUCUGACCCCGUGUCUGCAAGCAAACAAGAGAGGAACUAUGAAUUCGUGAAAGACAAAUGGACAAGAGCAAACCUCACGCCGCUUCCCUCCUCCCUCAUCCAACCUCACCGCAUCCUCGAAUGUCCCGUGCAGAUGGAGUGCGAGCUCACCAUGACGCACCCGAUGCUGCAAGAUUUGUUCGGCACGUCCGGCCCACUGUAUGCGCUCGAGAUGAGGGUUGUCAAAAUCUGGGUGAGGGAUGAGCUAAGAAUGGAUUGGUAUGACAACAGGAUUGAUCCGGAUAAGUGGCAGCCGAUGAUUAUGAGCUUCCAGGAGUUGUACGGUUUGGAGGGAAGGAAAUUGGGGUUGAGCAAGUUGGGAGGGGUGCGGGAGGAGAAGUAUAGGGGUUUGGCAGAGGUUGAUGAUGUUAAGACGGCGGAAAAGUUUGGAGCAGAUGCAUUGGCAUGA